Messenger RNA from Thyridium curvatum, 483 nucleotides. RefSeq lists its product as uncharacterized. NCBI's taxonomy places the organism in Eukaryota, Fungi, Ascomycota, Sordariomycetes, Thyridiales, Thyridiaceae. The coding region runs from base 1 to 483 and encodes 160 amino acids. The transcript has a single exon. The record is from RefSeq and is a predicted model, not a curated record.
AUGCCUUGUGUGUGUGUGUCCUCUGCAUUCCCAACAAAGCUCAAGGUGAGGAAAGAAGUGAAGAAAGCUGAAAAGCGCCACUGCGGUGCUACAAUGCCGAAAGACCUCGACGGCGGCUACGGUUGGCUGAGGGAAAUUGCUGCGGUUUGGCAGAGUCUGGCAUUUGGCCGAGAUGACUGGCGCCGAGUCGCCCAGACGAGACCCGGAGGCGGGAUGUGGCGAGGCCAAUCAGGAGCCUUUCGCUGCUGCUUCCACGGCUGUGGUGCCGUUCAAACUGGAUGCACAGGGGCUCCGCUCGUCUUCUCCGACGCUGCCAUGUCGCAUCUGCAGGCGAUCCGACAAUGCCAUGCUCCCUCCCAGACGCAUCUCGAACCAGCUUACCCGCCCGCCCGCAGACAGUGUCACUGUGGCCGCAUUCCCGCCGCCCGCACUGUCUCUCUCGACCAACGCAACGUGGCUCGACACAGUGCUCCUCGUAGUUAG